Cydia pomonella (codling moth) is the source of this 4602-nucleotide messenger RNA. RefSeq names its product la-related protein 1 (gene larp). Gene Ontology annotation, cellular component: cytoplasmic stress granule; cytosol. Lineage: Eukaryota; Metazoa; Arthropoda; Insecta; Lepidoptera; Tortricidae. Gene Ontology annotation, biological process: mRNA stabilization; positive regulation of translation. The transcript has 29 exons. Gene Ontology annotation, molecular function: RNA cap binding. The record is from RefSeq and is a predicted model, not a curated record. Bases 73 to 4587 code for a protein of 1504 amino acids.
CGCGCUCGUGAUCGUCGUUCGGCGCGGAGCGCGCGCCCGGGCUUAUAUAACGAGGGCAGCGGCUGCGGCGGCAUGGCCGCGCGCGUGUCCGUCGAGGGCGCCGGGCCCUCGUACGCAUCCGUGCUAAACUUUCGGGGAGCCGAAAGUAAUAAGGAGAACAUUGAGGCGCCUCCGCCGGGGGAGGUGCCGGAGGUGGUGGUGCGCCAGGUGGAGGUGGAAGAGGAGGAGGGCUUCGUGCCCGUAAUAGCGCACGGGCGGAGGCCGGGCAAGCCGCGGCGCGAGCGUGAGCGUCGAGCGCCGCCGCGGCCGCACAAGGCAGGACCUCAGCCGCCGACAGACCCUCAGGCGCCGCCGAACCCCGACCAACCGCAGCAAGAAGAUGAUGACCAGCCUAAGAAAUUCGUUGAAGCACCCAUCCCGAAGGUCAACCCCUGGCAGGUGCGAGGAGGUAGCACCGGAGUCCCGCCGCCGGCGCCUCCGGCGUUAGAAGAGAAGAGAUCGCCGCUGCAGCCGCAGCAGCAGGGCAGGGCGCAGCCCCCGCCGCAACCAGCGCCGAUUGUUCAACCAGAACCAGCGCUGGCGCCGCCCAAGCCUGCUAUCGUGAAGGCGCCCAAGAUACCGAAAGUCAACCAAAAGGCAUCAGACUUCACGGACAUCGGCGACUGGCCGACGCUAGGCGCGGCGGUGGCCGGCGCGGCGCGGUGCCACUCAACCCCUCCGCCGUCUGACGCCGAGACGUCGCACCAUAACGGCAACGCGGACCAGGAACGCAAGCCGCUAGAAGAACACCAGCAGCCCAAGGUGGAGAAGGUGGAGCUCACGCAGAACCACCACCAGCACAACGACAAGCACCACGACAAGCAUAACGACAAGUCUAAAGCCGCAGGAGGUGGUAAAGGUCCACACAAGUCUGGAAAGCACAAAUGGGUGCCGCUCGACAUCGACGUGAAGGCGGCGCGGCCGGGCAAGCACGGCCCGCCGCACGCCGCAAGGCCCGAUAAUGAUACGGUAUCCCUGAACGGCGAGGAGCGGCGCGGCUCGCUGCGCGCUCGGGGUGCGGGCGGGGGCGGGGCGGGGGGCGUCGGGGGGGCGCGCGGCGCCGGCGGGGCGCGCGGGGGCCGGCGCGCGGCGCCGCGCCCCGCCUCCGCGCUGCCCGCGCCCGUGCACGUCUUCCACCACGACUACCAUCACGACCUGCAGCAGCUGCGCGUGGCUCAGCCGGCAGUCGCACAGGGCCUGGUGCUGCACUACGGCGGCAUAGGGCUCCCGCCGCCGCCGCUGGCCGCCCCGCUGGCGCAGGCCUUCUACUACGGCGCGGCGCACGCCACCAGCGCGCCCUACGGACUGGGGCUGGACCAGGCAACCUUGAAGGACCUCAUCAAGAAGCAGAUAGAAUACUACUUCAGCCCCGACAACUUAGCGCGCGACUUCUUCCUCCGUCGCAAGAUGGCUGCCGACGGCACCAUCCCCGUCACGCUCAUCGCGUCCUUCCACCGCGUGCGGGCAUUGACCCCCGACGUGGCGCUCGUGCUGGACGCCAUCCGCGACUCCGACAAGCUGCAGCUCGUCAACGGGUUCAAGGUAACACGAGAUGGCGCCACCAUUCCCGUCACAUUGCAUCGUUCCACCGCGUGCGGGCAUUGUAACACGAGAUGGCGCCACCAUUCCCGUCACAUUGCAUCGUUCCACCGCGUGCGGGCAUUGACCCCCGACGUGGCGCUCGUGCUGGACGCCAUCCGCGACUCCGACAAGCUGCAGCUCGUCAACGGGUUCAAGGUAACACGAGAUGGCGCCACCAUUCCCGUCACAUUGCAUCGUAACACGAGAUGGCGCCACCAUUCCCGUCACAUUACAUCGUUCCACCGCGUGCGGGCAUUGACCCCCGACGUGGCGCUCGUGCUGGACGCCAUCCGCGACUCCGACAAGCUGCAGCUCGUCAACGGGUUCAAGCACGAGAUGGCGCCACCAUUCCCGUCACAUUGCAUCGUUCCACCGCGUGCGGGCAUUGACCCCCGACGUGGCGCUCGUGCUGGACGCCAUCCGCGACUCCGACAAGCUGCAGCUCGUCAACGGGUUCAAGGUAACACGAGAUGGCGCCACCAUUCCCGUCACAUUGCAUCGUUCCACCGCGUGCGGGCAUUGACCCCCGACGUGGCGCUCGUGCUGGACGCCAUCCGCGACUCCGACAAGCUGCAGCUCGUCAACGGGUUCAAGGUCCGAACAGCGUUCGAGCCCACAAAAUGGCCGCUGCUCGACAUAAUGAUGAACGAGGACACCGACAAGAAAUCCCCCGAGGACAACAAACAGAAAGAGGACAAGGAGCCAAAGGAAGUGCAGAAGAGUGUAGAAGAGAAGGAAGCACAGAAGGCGCCCAGUAUAGGCGGGCAGGCGGAGAAAGUUGAGACUAAAAAACCAGAACCGGCACUUGAAACCAAACCAGAGCCCUCUCCAGAAACUGAGAAGGCCGCUGAGGAAACGAAAGAGAAAGAAACUAAAGAGAGUGAGACGGAGGAUAAGAAUAAGGACGACAAGCGGGACCACGAGGACCCGCCGCUGCAGCACGAGGGGGAGGAGAAACCGGGGGAGAAACGCCGCAAGAAGCAGAUGGUGGGCAUCUUCCCGCUGGCCACGAUGGGCGGGCCGCUGGUGGCGCCCGUGUCCAGCCUGCUGCGCGCCGUGCCGCCCCCGCCGCUGCCCAGGAUGUUCCGGACGCGCGGCGCGGGGUCGCCGCCGGCGCACGACCCCCUGAACCCCGACGUGGCCGAAUUCGUGCCCCAGCGCAAGACAGAAGAACCUAGCGAGAAACCGGAAGGGGAAUCGAGACAGACCUCUGGAGGCGGCAGCCCCAGCUCCGAGAGAAGCGGCCCGGACGUGUGGACCGAGGUGAAACGAAGAACGAAGGCCGGCAGCCGCGAGCGCUCGGCGCCCGCGCCGGCGCCGGCCGAGGAGGCGCCGCAGCGCGAGGAGCUGCACUUCCAGCUGGAUGAGGAGCUGGACCUGCCGCCGCCGCGGCACAACACCUUCACCGACGGAGACGCCUGGUCGGAUUCGGAAUCGGACUUCGAGCUGUCGGACCGCGACGUGGGCCGCCUGCUGAUCGUGACGCAGACGGGCGGCCGCGCCGUCAAGCACGACGGCCACGACCGCCAGGGCGACUGGAACACUCGCACCAAGAUCUCACAAGAUCUCGAACAGGUCAUAACUGACGGAUUGAGACGCUACGAGGAGGACUUGUGGAAUGACACGGAUUAUACUUCGUCGCACGGCAGCCUGGGCUCGCACUACCGCACGGUGUCGCUGAUCUCCCGCGAGCAGUUCGAGGCCACGCAGCCGCACGAGCGGCACUCCAACCCCGACCAGCCGCCGCCGCCGCCGCCCCGCCCGCACAUGGUGGAGCAACAGGAGCAAGGCAGCAAAGCCAAGAGGCCGCGCCGCACGGCCCGCUUCUACGCCGCCAACAAGGACCCACACGCCACUGAUGUCAUCACGAGCCGCAAGCACAAGACCAGGCACAGCCUCAACCCGCCCGUGGAGCACCACGUGGGCUGGAUCAUGGACAUCCGCGAGCACCGCGCCCGGACACAUAGCACCGGAUCGUCACUGGGCACGUCGCCGACGCUGGGCUCGUCGUGCGGCUCCGUGCCGCAGUCGCUGCCGACCUUCCACCACCCGAGCCACGGCCUGCUCCGCGAGAACCACUUCACUCAGCAGGCAUACCACAAGUACCACUCGCGCUGUCUCAAAGAGCGCAAGAAGCUGGGCAUCGGACAGUCACAGGAGAUGAACACGCUGUUCAGAUUCUGGUCGUUCUUCCUCCGGGACCACUUCAACAGGACCAUGUAUAACGAGUUCAGGACGUUAGCGAACGAGGACGCCGCCGCCGGCUUCCGGUACGGGCUGGAGUGCCUCUUCCGGUUCUACUCGUACGGGCUGGAGCGCAAGUUCCGCCCCGAGCUGUACCAGCACUUCCAGCAGGAGACCGCCACCGACUACGAGCGAGGUCAACUGUACGGUCUGGAGAAGUUCUGGGCGUUCCUGAAGUACUAUAAGCACGCCGGAGCCCUACAGGUGGAGCCCAAGCUGCAGGGCUACCUCGCCAAAUUUAAAAGCAUCGAGGACUUCCGCGUGUUAGAGCCGCAGCUGAACGAGCUGCUGGCCGCGCAGGGCGGCGCCGCGCCGGGCCGCGGGCCGCACGCGCGCCCCUACGACCGCCACCGCUCCGUGUCCGAGAGCGAGCGCAACCACGCCAGCAGGCCCUUCAGCCGCCCAGCGCCCUCCAGCAGCAGCAACAACCGCGGCCGCGCCGGCUCGUGCGGCGCGCAGAGCGUCGUGGCCGGCGCGCGCCCCCGACGUGAGUACACUGACCCCCCCCCCCACACUUCGCUGACUGUUCCUAAACCUUGGUUCUCUGCCUUUUCGCCGAAAAUUGUAUUGCCGUAUUUCACUUCCCAACCAACUUUUCGCAGAAGUUUCAUUUGGGCGAAUUUCAUUUCCCAACUUUACGUAAUCCAACUUAACCUAACUCAACCUGUACGCAAUUUUCAUUUCUCGACUAUGGGAUUGGGAAAUGAAAUGGAUGCGAAAUAAUUAUUUGGUAAAAGU